Messenger RNA from Oncorhynchus keta (chum salmon), 2558 nucleotides. It is a transcript of the gene gorab, whose product is annotated as golgin, rab6-interacting. The transcript has 5 exons. Lineage: Eukaryota; Metazoa; Chordata; Actinopteri; Salmoniformes; Salmonidae. The coding region runs from base 162 to 1292 and encodes 376 amino acids. The record is from RefSeq and is a predicted model, not a curated record. Gene Ontology annotation, biological process: non-motile cilium assembly.
CGGGGUCUUUGACGUGGCAUCAAUAAACAAAGAUGGCGGCUAAGUAGAAAGUUUUCCUGGAUUGUUACUUACUUUUAGCAUUUUAAGUUGAUGGUUUCGAUAAAUAUUGAAUAGCUAACAAAUAUCUCGUGUCGCUAAAUUCCUAGGAUAUCAAUCUUAAAAUGGCUGGGUGGUCAGGGUUUUCGGAAGAGGAGCUACGAAAGCUGCAGCAAAAAGACCAGGCGGUGCCUGCGGCUUUAGGUCGUGGACGGAAACCAGCUCCUACUAACCGGAGUCGGCAGCAGUUGCAGCGAGAGCGAGCCCUCCAGUUAGCCACUCAGCAGAAGAGUGGACCCGACUCGUCUGCACUACCACCCGAGCAGCAGCUAACCAAGCCUCUGCCGCAGCCCAUUAAGGCCCUGCCAAAGGCUGUCAUUCAGCCCGUUGUCACCCCCACAAAGCCGGUGGAGGAACCCAGCCAAAAAGAGACCCUUGCCGUAAACCAUGCUCCUGCACCAGCAGAGGACACAUCGCCGAUUGUCAAGGAGUUGGAAAAACAAGAGGUGGAAUUUCGGGAGAAGACUCGCAUAGAGCUGCUUCAGCAAGACCAAAAGAUGAUGGAAGACAGGAAUAAGCGCAAGAAAGCCCUCCUGACCAAGACCAUUGCUGAGAAAUCCAAACAGACCCAGGCAGAGUCGGUGAAGCUGAAGAGGAUCCAGAAAGACUUGCAGACUCUGGACAAUAUGGUGUCCAACGACAUUUGCAUACUGAGAGGUGUGAUCGAGCAGGCCAGCUGGGACUAUAACACUGCAAGGAAGCGCUAUGAGAAGGCGGAGUCUGAGUAUGUGACGGCCAAACUGGACCUCCACAAGAAGACGGAGAUAAAGGAGCAGCUGACGGAGCACCUGUGUGCCAUCAUCCAGCAGAACGAGCUCCGCAAGGCCCACAAGCUGGAGGAGCUGCUGCAGCAACUACACCUUCAAGCCACGGAGGAGGACCAGGAGGAGGAGAGGAAGCGGGAGGAGGAGGAGAGGAAGCGGGAGGAGGAGGAGAGGAAGCGGGAGGAGGAGGAGAGGAAGCGGGAGGAGGAGGAGAGGAAGCAGAAGAUUGUCAUGGAGAACCAGGGAGAAACAAAUGAACAGUCUCCCCCAGAUACAGGGUCCACACCAGGGGUAGAGACUGAGACACAGGCAGGCGGUGCCAUGCUCCAGCAGGACUACCCUGCAGUGACUGGGAGCGAUCAGGACUGUAAAACGGCCAACAUCCCCCUAGCGGGGCAGAGCGAGGCUGAAGCCCCGGCUUCUGCUUCCUGAGACGAGGGGAGGGGUGGUCCAUGAGAUGUCAGCCCUUACUUUCACUGUUCAAAGUAACAGACUCUUACUGACCCAGAAUGUCAGUCCUGCCCGUUACUAUCUAGCUUCAGUAUAUUAAUACUGUAUGUCCAAUACAUCCAUUAGGGGAUGUUUCCUCUUUGUGUAACAAUCCUGUGUACUGUAUAUGUAUAAACAUUCUACCAUUGGGGGAAAUUCAUUUAGAUUUGUACUGUCUGAGAACUGGCUCACUGAGUCUUCAUUGUGGAGUGAACAACAUUGGUAUUUUGUUACUGUUUGUCGGGUGGUUUGUCUGUAUGCUCUUAAUGUGGCUGUGUCAAAAAUGCUUCAAGCACUUAUUUUGCACAAUAUUUACAUCCGAGGUGAAUACUCUCUGUGUCAUGCCUAGCCAAGAAUAUGUAGAACUGAAAGCAUAGCUGUUUUAAAAAAAAAAUUGUCCUGCUUUGUCUUUAUGGUGAAGCUGAAAGGAGGUGGUUAACAUUAAACCCCUGAAUGUUCCUCUGUGCAGAUCCAGGCUACAGAUGAAUAGAAGAUACUUGUGUUCACAAAGCAGCGCUGCCAGAUCUAUUCUCUCUGUAUGUUGUAGAUCAACAUAAUAUCUGUUGGGGUUUUGCUAUCGAAGGGCUGGUAUUUCCCAAAACCAAACUCUGUCUCAGGCUUAUUAAAGACUUGUAGAUCUCCAGCAGGCUUCCUAAGGAAUGGUAAGGUGAUAUCUCAUAAUGUAUGUAUGCUCUGAGAGAACUGCUCCAUGGCAUGUUGCUGCUUUACUGUUAUGGCUUUAGAACAGCUUGUUUUCAGUGGCACUCUAUGGUACAAAUGUGUCUACAGCAAUAUAACAUGUAUCUGAUAUGAGUGUGCUGCAGCUAGUUGUUUUGUGUGUAAAAACCAUCUUUAUGCCCCUGUGUGUGCCAGGGAGUACCAAAUGCUACCAAGUGGUUUGUUUUUCAAAUAUUAUCCUUAGAAUGAAUGUUAUGUGAAUUUGUUUAAAUCCAACAUCUGUUGUUUUGUAUGGAAAUGGGCUUAUUAAAAGUGGGUGGAUAUUUAAACAUGUAUUAUUUUUACACUAUGUGGUUAUUAGUAUGUGGGUAUGUGUUCAUUUUUUAAUUAAAAAUAUAUAUAUUCUGAACAUGAAUGCAACUGCACAACCUGUUCAUUGUAACACUUCUAUGCUGUUUAUGUCAUCUUUGUUGGUUAAAUUAGUAUGAAUGAAGUAUUAUAAUUAAAUUAAUACGAAACUUUUAUCUCUUA